Molecule: messenger RNA, 2747 nt
Organism: Panicum virgatum (switchgrass)
Lineage: Eukaryota; Viridiplantae; Streptophyta; Magnoliopsida; Poales; Poaceae
Product: folate-biopterin transporter 1, chloroplastic-like
Exons: 9
Coding region: 135-1682 (515 amino acids)
Cellular component (GO): membrane
Source: RefSeq, a predicted model, not a curated record
CCAGGCACCCAAAUCUCGCUUCCAACUUCUCUGGCCCGUGCUCUCUCUGCGGUCUCCGCCCGCCUGACCCUCCUCCUCCUUCCCCGCCACCACCGGAGACCGCGCCGCGGACCGCGGGGCUCAGGUAGCGCGGGAUGGCCUCCGGAGUCUCGGCCGGCCGCGACCCGUACGACGAGGAGGCCGCCGCACGCCGGCCCCUCGAGUUCGACGGCCGUGACGCCGCCUCGUCCUCCUCCGACCACCGUCCUGGGAAUGUCAUGCCGAGAUAUCAAGUGGGCUCCACGAAGGGUGAUACGAGUAGUAGGUACGCUGAGGGGUCACGUUCACUCAGUACAGAUGACAUGCGCAAGAGCAAGCCCGGGUCGAGAUACUAUACAGCGUUUGGGGUGGAUCUGUCCCCCGAUAAUAUGGCAGUUGCCAUUGUAUAUUUCGUGCAAGGGGUGUUAGGUCUUGCACGACUUGCUGUGAGCUUUUACUUGAAAGAUAAUCUUCAUCUCGAUCCAGCUGAGACUGCAGUUGUAUCUGGCUUCUCAUCAUUGCCAUGGUUGAUCAAGCCCCUCUAUGGCUUUAUCAGUGAUUCCAUUCCACUCUUUGGAUAUCGAAGAAGGUCAUACCUUUUUCUGUCAGGGCUACUUGGAGCACUUUCAUGGAGUUUGAUGGCCACAGUAGUGAGCAGUAAAUACAGUGCAGCAUCCUCUAUUCUUCUUGGGUCACUUUCUGUUGCCUUCUCAGAUGUUGUAGUUGAUUCUAUGGUUGUGGAGAGAGCCCGUGGAGAAUCACAGAGUACAUCUGGAUCUCUCCAGUCGCUCUGUUGGGGAUCUUCUGCCUUUGGAGGAAUUGUGAGUGCCUACUUUAGCGGUUCAUUUGUGGAUACUUAUGGAGUAAGAUUUGUCUUUGGUGUUACAGCGUUUUUACCCCUGAUGACAUCUGCUGUUGCAGUUCUUGUAAAUGAACAUCGCAUACCUCCCGGAGAACGUACUAUCUUACUCUCUGGUUCAGGAUAUCUUGAGAGCUCUAAGCAGCAUGUCAGGCAGCUUUGGACUUCAGUCAAACAACCUAAUAUUUUCUUGCCGACCUUGUUUAUAUUCCUUUGGCAAGCAACACCACAGUCAGAUUCUGCUAUGUUUUUCUUCAUCACAAAUAAGCUUGGAUUCACUCCAGAGUUUCUAGGGCGUGUGAAGCUCGUUACCUCUAUUGCAUCCCUGCUUGGUGUUGGGCUCUACAACUAUUUUCUGAAGGAAAUUCCUCUAAGAAAAAUCUUUCUAGUGACGACCAUCAUAGGGUCAGCUCUUGGGAUGACGCAGGUGCUUCUCGUAACUGGGCUUAAUCGGCAGUUUGGUAUCAGUGACGAGUGGUUCUCUAUUGGUGAUUCAUUAAUCAUCACUGUCCUUGGUCAGGCUUCAUUUAUGCCGGUCUUGGUUUUAGCUGCAAAAUUGUGCCCUCCAGGAAUGGAAGCCACUUUAUUUGCAACUUUGAUGUCCAUUUCUAAUGCUGGGAGUGUUACUGGUAGUCUGGUUGGUGCUGGUCUAACUCGGGUUUUUGGAGUCACGAGGGACUCCUUUGGAAAUCUACCUCUCUUGAUUGUCGUCUGCAAUCUUAGUUCGCUGCUUCCCUUACCUCUUUUAGGUCUCCUGCCUGAGGAAUCAGGUGGCACAGAUAAUGGAGAAAUGAAACACAACUGACUUACUGAUGGUUCUGUCUCCAUGUGUUCUGGCUCUCAAGUAUGGCAUACCACCGUGUCCAGCUCCAACUCAGAUAUGGCCCAUUAAGUUGGAGUUCGAAAAACCAGUAGGGAAAUGUGAAAGUGACGUUGGAUUUAAUUUCAGUCGGUCGCCGCUUUCCUCGGUCAGGUUAAUCUACUGUAGCUGUUUACCUGUGUCAUGGAAGUGAUUUAUGAAUGACCGAAAAUGAUCUCUGGUACUACAAUACACAGGUACUUGACGCUUUUUUAUAGUUUCUAAGUUUACCUUGUAUACUAAGACAAGGUAGGGUUUCUUUUUCUCAACACUCUGUCAGUUAAUGCAACCCCAUGAAAAUAAAUCUAGGGGUUGAAGAUUAGUAGUGGAUUCCCUUACAGUGCUGAAUGUAUUGUGCCAACAAAAAGGGGAUAUUUAUACUUUAUUUGAAUCCUGAAGUAUGGGCAUGUAGAGAAUAAAUACUUGCACACAGUUCAAUGUCUGAUACAAUAUCGGGUUCAACUUACAUCAGUAGGGCUAAACGAAGUGAAAUCACAGGCAGAGGUGCAUACAGAAAGCUACAGGCACAACAGAAAUGCAACAUCCUUCAUCCUGAACUCAUUGGAAUUUUCAGUGCCAAUAGACAGUGUGGGUAUCAAUGAUAUCAUAACAAUCGAUGGUAUUUUGUAAUCAUCGACCUUCCCUUUGCUGACUGUCUUGAGGUUAACCUGAAAUAUAAUUUCAAAUUAUUGGCAAGUUGAAUAACAGUUCAGUAACAGGGUAUCACUGUAAUCAAAGCAAUGCAAAAGACAACCUGGAGAGGGAAAAUCCCGGAUCCUAUGUACUUGUACUUUCAUUUUCUUCCUUUUGACUUGAGAGGUGUGCUCCUACUCCAUUUGUUUUAUAUAUCCAGUGAGAUAGGGUCGGUUAAGUUAUAUCAUGAGUACAUGCAAUUGUUGUUAGUUCACUUCAGAAAACUGCAACUGUUGUUGACUAGAUAUUGUUGAAUUUUGCUAUGAAUCAGUUCAAACUUGAAAAUCAAUAGAAAUACGAGAUCUAUUUUGUACUGUU